This is a messenger RNA of Eupeodes corollae, 1577 nucleotides long. RefSeq names its product rho GDP-dissociation inhibitor 1 (gene RhoGDI). NCBI's taxonomy places the organism in Eukaryota, Metazoa, Arthropoda, Insecta, Diptera, Syrphidae. Gene Ontology annotation, cellular component: membrane; cytoplasm; cytosol. Gene Ontology annotation, molecular function: Rho GDP-dissociation inhibitor activity; protein binding. Gene Ontology annotation, biological process: Rho protein signal transduction. Bases 232 to 843 code for a protein of 203 amino acids. The transcript is spliced from 5 exons. The record is from RefSeq and is a predicted model, not a curated record.
UUCUACACUGUGGUGCAAUUUCGCGUUUAUUAUUUUUCGUUGAUUCUUGUGUAUAAGUUGAAUGUGAUUCUUUUCCUUUGCAGUACUAUAAUAAAUUUAUUUGUUACGUUUUUCUCUAUUUAUCCGAGAUAAAUCUUCAUUUCGAAAAUAAUUACAAUUAAAUUACAAAGAAUUCAAUUGCCUUUAAGGAAUUUCACUAAUAUUUCUGGAAACUACAUAAAUUGAUAUAGAAUGUCAUCAAACAAUCAAGCUGACCCAGCUUCUGCAGAGAUUUUCGAUGAUGUUGAACACGAUGUUAACUAUCAGCCACCACCGGAAAAGACUAUCGACGAAAUAGUGGCAGCCGACAAAGACGACAAAAGUCUUAUCGUAUACAAAAAGGCGCUGCUUGGUGAAGCGGAAAGUGAAAAAAUCAUUGUUGACACAAGUGAUCCAAGAAAAGUUAUUGUUAAAAAACUAUGCCUUUGUGUGGAUGGGCGAGAUGACAUGGAAUUGGAUUUAACUGGAGACUUAACGCAAUUAAAGAAACAGGUCUUUGUUAUUAAGGAAGGUAUACGCUACAAGGUGCGAAUCGAUUUUAUAGUUCAAAGAGAAAUUGUCCAUGGCCUUAAAUAUGUACAAAAGACUUAUAGAUUGGGAGUGCCAGUGGAUAAAAUGACACAUAUGGUUGGAUCCUACCCACCUAAAAAGGACAUCAUAUCCUACCUAACACCUUUCGAGGAAGCACCAUCGGGAAUGAUGGCACGGGGUACAUACUCCGUUUCGUCACUCUUCACCGACGAUGACAAGAAUGUUCAUCUUAAAUGGGAUUGGACAUUUGAAAUAAAAAAAGACUGGGAAUAAAUAUAUUCUGGGAACAUCUACGAGUAUUGCAGUCAUUAAAAAAAAAAUCUUCCUAAACAAUAACAACAAAACCACAAGAAAAUAAAACAAAAUUAAAAUUUAAAUUUAAAUUAAAACAAAAAUUAAAAGCAAAAACAACAUUGUAUAACAAUAAUAUUCUUAUAAAUUUUUAUCCUUGAUAAAAAAUAAAAUUAAAAUAUACAUAAAUUAACAAUAUGGAGAAACGCGUUUACAUGUUUAUAUUAUAUACAUUACGUGUCAAUAUGUAUAGGAUUUACUAAAAAAGUAUUUACAAAGCAAUUAUGUAUCCAAUAUAUACAUAUAUAUAUAUAUAUCAAUAAUAUAUAUGUAAAGGCUACACAAUAUCCCUCAUCGACCAUCAGAUUUAUUAAAUUUAUCAAAUAUGUAAUGUAAUAUUAAAAGUAAAAAUUCUAGAUUAUUUUUUGGUUACAAUUUUGUAUUAUUAUUUAAUAGAGAAACUUACAAAAAUUAUAUAAGAAGAUAAUACAAAACGCAGGGUUAUUAAUAUAUAUAGAAAUAUGAAAUAUGUAUUAGGCAUUGUGUUUUCUUAAAUUAAAACAACAAACAAACAAAUAAAAUAUUGUAUUGUAAUCAAAUAACCAAAACCUUACAAGUAAUGUUAUUGCUAUUUAAGUCUGAUAAAUAGUGGUAACGAUGAAAAAUGAACUUAUACUUUAUUAUACAAACAAAAAUAAAAUUGCAUUUGUUUUAGA